Sycon ciliatum is the source of this 1623-nucleotide messenger RNA. Its product is annotated as protein lin-7 homolog C-like. Gene Ontology annotation, molecular function: protein binding. The record is from RefSeq and is a predicted model, not a curated record. Gene Ontology annotation, cellular component: basolateral plasma membrane; cell-cell junction; synapse. The coding region runs from base 286 to 915 and encodes 209 amino acids. NCBI's taxonomy places the organism in Eukaryota, Metazoa, Porifera, Calcarea, Leucosolenida, Sycettidae. Gene Ontology annotation, biological process: neurotransmitter secretion; maintenance of epithelial cell apical/basal polarity; protein localization to basolateral plasma membrane. The transcript is spliced from 2 exons.
UCGGUGCUUGGUCGUGAGUUGGAAUCGCUCGACUCGACUCACGAGAUUUGUAGUUGGAGUUGCUGUUCUGCUCAUAAAUCAGUCUCACUAGCUACAACAGUGCUCAAUAGGCCUACUUGCCGCGAGACUCUACACCAGCUGAGUAUCUGCGACUAGCAGCCGUAGCUAGAAGGUCUACGAGUUUCUUGCUGAGACUUGCAGCACUGACGAUCGCGCGAGUCGUCCGUUGAAGUCGAGCGCUGUGUGUUUUCUUUUGACUCUUGUGCGACAAGAUAGGUUUUCGCAAUGUCGGAACUGGGUGCUGAGAACGCGUCUGGCCUGCAGCUGAAGGAGGACGUGGACCGGGCUGUGGAGCUGCUGAAAAAACUCCAGUCCAAGGGCAACAUUCCACGGGAGAAGCUCCAGAAGCUUCAAGCUGUGCUGGAGAGUGAGUUUUUCGGCACGGUACGCCACGUGUAUGAGAACGUCUAUCAGACGGUCGACGCACAUGGUCCUCCCGAGGCUGUGGCGGGCGCGACGGCCAAAGCGACAGUAGCUGCGUUCGCUGCGAGCGAGGGCUACGCGCACCCACGAAUUGUGGAGUUGCCGAAGACCGAUAGCGGGUUGGGGUUCAAUAUCAUGGGCGGCAACGACCCGGAGACGCCGAUAUACGUGUCUCGUAUCAUUGCGGAUGGUGUGGCGGAUCGCAACGGAGGUCUCCGACGCGGCGACGAGCUACUCGCCGUCAAUGGCGUAUCGGUCGAAAAGAUGAAGCACGAAGAGGUCGUGGGCCAGCUGAAGCAGUCCGAAAACUCUGUAAAGAUGAUCGUCAAAUACAACCCGCAGGUCCUGGAGGAAAUGGAGAGUCAGUUUGAUCAACAUCGUCAGAACUCGCAGCGCCGAUCAAAGAAGUCACAGGGAAGCUCCAGUAAAUAGUCUGUCCGCAGUAUCUGCAUGUGGCCAUGGCCUUUGGAAAGCGGACAAUCUCGGGUCAUGCUGUUAUCAAUUCUCCUUAGCGAUCCUGUUCCCAUUAGCUAGGCUGUGAGUUCUCCCGGCUAGAUUUUAGACAGAUAGAGACAAGCAGCAGAUAGGCGAGCUAAAUUAUCAAAUUAACACUGUGCACUCCAUAUAUAAUCCUGUAGCAAUGCCCACACGGUACCGAAUUAUAGCGAAAUGUCCCCCUCUCGCACACAAACAAACAGACCGCUUUAUCUUCUCUUCAACAGCACUAAAAGCAUGCACUAUUGUCGGUGCUCUGCGCCGUGGCAUACUGCUACAUGCUGCCGGCCAGCACUCACCGUCGCGUGUACAAAAUCAAAUUACACGCCUGCUGCACGAUGUGUGGUUACUUUUAGAUAAUCUUUGCUAGCCCCAUGGUUGCCAUGGAUUUUUAGACUGUCCUAAGUACGAGAUGAACAAUGAGGUUCUAUAGAGGCACUUGCGGUUUGCCUGGGAGAUAUUCGCUCGGGCUAGCUAGGAUUCUAGCUUUUGAUCAUGCUUUCUUGUAAACAACUUGCCACAGAUGGUCAAGCCUGUUGUUGUGUGCAUUGGCGUCAACGUUUGCACUAUUUUUUUCUACAUGGGAUUUGACGUACCAAAUGGUGUAGUACGACGAUGGCAACUUGUUUGUUUUACCUGCCGAAA